This is a messenger RNA of Effrenium voratum, 2013 nucleotides long. The record is from the annotation of a GenBank genome assembly. NCBI's taxonomy places the organism in Eukaryota, Dinophyceae, Suessiales, Symbiodiniaceae.
AUGGGCGAGAGCAUGUUCAGCUCCAGGAGCGAGAGCUCCGGCGCGGCCUCCGUGAGGUUCUCCGGCUUCGGAUCAUCGGCCUCCGUGAAAGCUUCGGGAGCCUGGAGAGAAGACAGGAGUGGAGGCUCUGCGGAGCAAAACGAGCAGCAAUCCAGUCAAAAGCUGAACUCCCAGCGCAAGAGCCUCUACAGAUCUCGCUACUACUUGGAGCCACGAGCACGCAUUCAGAUCUCUGAGGACAUGCUGCAGCCUACUUCAGACUUUGAGAAAGCGCUCCAUUUUAUCCAAGAAACUCUUUGCGCGCUUCACGCCAAUCAUACUGGGGCUGAUGAGUGUACGCCACCCCCACUGAGAACACCUGGCGCCGAGAAUGACGGCCUCUUUCAGAAUCAGCGUAUCAUUCUGAUCUCCUUUCUGGUCACGCAUUUGAAACACGGCACCACUGUUCUCCAGCCAGCUCUUGCAAACAGCAUGAAGAACGCAAUCACCAAUGCAGUUCUGUCUUACACGAGCUCUCUUGAGCCAGAGGCUGUUUCAGUGGCGAUUGCAAAGCCCAGCAAGAGCAAGGGAGUCAACAUUUAUCAGAACACUUGGGUGACGGUGGUUUUGUCUCUUGGCGAUGAUGUUGACAAGGAGUUGGCGAAUCUACGCCAUGCGAGUACCAGGCAGUUUCUUCAAAACACCUUGCUUUCUGCCAUCCUGACAACCCCUCACAUCGGCAGCGCCUUCGCCUCCAACAAGGAGAACGUGACGCUCGCGCCCAGUUUCUUCUCUUUGAAGGAGGAGCUAGUCCCAUUGACCAGCCGUGAGACCGAGCCUGAGGAUGAGGUCAAUGUCACCGCUGUCGCCGUGCCCGCUCCUACCUCUCCUGCUCCCUCUGCCGGCGACCAGGAGCCUUCAACGCGAAAGACGAUAGAGGGAAUGAUGGACCAGACUAUGAAGCGAGUUGUGGACGAGCUGUUCUUUCACUAUGGGACCCACGUUUGCCCGCAGGUAGUUCUGGGAGGCUGGUGGAAGGUGACAGCCAGCUUUCACAGUGCGCAUGAUCAGAAGGUGGUGGACAUGAGCAACAUCGUGAGCGCAGCCCUGGACGAGACGGAGGCCACAGCGAAUCAGCAAGCUUUCUCAGUGUCUGGCAGUGGUUCGGGGGUAAGCGCAUCCGCUUCAGGGGAGCGGCAGUUCGCGAAGGGGGGAGCCUCUUCGAAUAGCAGCGUGCUGGGACGCCGAGAUAUCAACCGGGCGGCCACCAAGAGAUCAACGCUGGAGGUAACGCAGGAGUGGAAAGGCGGGGCUUCGGGGACCGCGCCGGCGGAUUGGCGGCGGAGCCUGGACGGCACUUUGAACUCCAACUGGCGGGUCAUUGACCGCCAGGUGGAUAGAUGCCUGGGAGUUUGGACUUGGGCCAGGAGCAAAACCUUGCGAAGCAUCAUGUGCACCCGCUGGCUCGAACUCUACUUGGCUUCGGCCCAGUUGUCAGAUGAGGAAAUGGGCAAGAACUGGCAGGUCGUCUGCUCAGAUGCUGCCGGACUCCACACUUUGCAGGAGCAGAUUGCGGACAUCGAGUCCAGGCGCCCGGUGCAGGUCUGGGGUCAGCAGUGCGAGACGAACGAUUGCAGGUCCGUGGCCCAAUGCCCCGACGGCUACGCCGUGGUGGGCUGCCGGUCUGACGGUCUGUCGGAUGGCCUCAUCCUGGAGGGGAACGCAUGUGUGAAUCACGGGGCGAAAACCAAUCAGCUCAUCGCGGCGUGGGCCAACUGCUCCCAGCUCGCAGCCUCAAGGGGCCCGGCUCCCAAGGCGACUUAUGCCGACUCGUCCGAGUCUCGGUGUCCCGGCGGCGCGGUGCCCGACUUCUGCCUGUGCCACUCCCCUUGGAAAAAAUGCGUACAGAACCAGUUCCCUCCGCGGGGCAACAAAUGCGCGUUUUCAUUCACGCCAGAACCCGAUCAGCGGAGGCGGCGCAGUUUUGGCUUUGGGGUGCGUGUUCAAGCGGUAUGUCUCGAGUGGUCUUCAUAA